AAUUCGAACAGUUGGGAUCAGUUCUUGACCAACAGAGCAGUUUUAGAAAUUCACAAAGCCUUACGUAGGAAGUUUAGAGGCGCAAAAGUUUAAAAAGUUGUCACCGUUUUGAACAUCCCCUAACCAUGCAUCAAGCGGUUUAAUUUUUUUAAAGUAGCGUUCGAAAACGUUAGUUUUCGUUUUGAAAAUGGCGGGUCCGUACCUGUCUCCAUUGCCUGGGGAUUUGUUGACGGAAUAUAUGUUUGGACGGCGUCGGCAGAGGCGGAACAGAACCACGUUUACGCCGCAGCAGCUGAGCGAGUUGGAGUCACUGUUCCAAAAGACACAUUAUCCUGACGUGUUCCUUAGAGAAGAGGUGGCGCUGAGGAUCAGCCUGUCGGAGGCCAGGGUGCAGGUGUGGUUCCAGAACCGUCGCGCGAAGUGGCGCAAGCAGGCGCGGCUGCAGCUGCUGCAGGACGCGUGGCGCAUGCGCUGCCUCGGCCUGGGUACUCAGCUAGGUCACACCAAACCUCCAGACUCAUCACCGGAAGGCCCCGACCCUCCCUCCGGCAAAGACUCGCCAGAGCCUCCCAUUUCCAUGGAAAACUCUGAAAUGAAGUCGCCCCGACCGGAGCAAUACCACCACAACACAAACAUGACAGAACCCAUGCCUCCCAUGCCCCCAAUUCAUGAUGUUCCACCACCAAUGCCAUAUACAAAUGACGAGAGACUACUUCAACAACCUACAUUCCCAUUUCCACCUCUCCUCAUGCAACAGCCCCCACAAAUGGAGAACGAAAACGUACCAACGGAUCUUAGAAUGUCGAAAAAUUGCCCGUGCGCUACAGUUGAUAUGGACGAGCCUCAAAACCUAGCGUACAGACAGAGAACCGAGGCUAAAGAAAGCGAAAGUGACAGCGAUACAGAAAUCGAUCUUACCUCUCAUUCUUCCAGAGAUGACGACUUGAGGGAAUCUGAGAGACUCGCUAACAGAAUAGCGACGAGUAUUUUCAGAAGUGAUACAGUGUUGCAUGACCUGGUCCCAAAUGAUCUCAGCCUCGGAGUGAAAAAUGCUAGUAAUGAUAGGAGUAUUAGUAGGAGUAAUUUGUAAAUUAUGUUUAGUUUU
This is a messenger RNA of Cydia pomonella (codling moth), 1105 nucleotides long. Its product is annotated as retinal homeobox protein Rx3-like. Gene Ontology annotation, biological process: regulation of transcription by RNA polymerase II. The record is from RefSeq and is a predicted model, not a curated record. The transcript is spliced from 3 exons. Gene Ontology annotation, molecular function: DNA-binding transcription factor activity, RNA polymerase II-specific; RNA polymerase II transcription regulatory region sequence-specific DNA binding. NCBI's taxonomy places the organism in Eukaryota, Metazoa, Arthropoda, Insecta, Lepidoptera, Tortricidae. The coding region runs from base 188 to 1090 and encodes 300 amino acids.